UUUUUCGCCGAAAGCGUUGAAAAACUUUUUUCUCUUUCGAUCAAAACCACAGAUAAUUUGAAACUCGAUUUUCCACUUCUUCGAAAUGCCCGCCCAUUCCUUUUCGGACACUCUGAAGGCCAACCGCACCAACACUUGACUUGAAGGCCGAUAGACGAGACUGAGAGACACGACGACCGCCAAUGGGAUGAUUGAAAACGCCUUCGAAAAGCGUCGAAGACUUUCGAAACUUGUAUUUAAGAGUAGUUUUUUGCGUCGAUUACAAGAUUAGAGAAAAAGAGACGCAAGAAAUGUAUUCAAAACUAAAAUCUGUUUUCUUCGUCGUCUUUGUCGUCGUUCUGGGCGUCGACUUCUUCGUCGUCCCGAUAGACGCGGCCAAAGUCGCCAAACAAGCCGUCGCCCAGUCGUCGUCCACCACUGCCAACACUACUGCCACAGAAGAGAAACCGCCGACCAUCGAUUGGGGUCAAUGUCCGCAAUUGGCGCCCAAAGAGUCGGAACGUGUGGCCAAAGCGCGAGUACUCGAGUCGUGUCUCGGCCAACAUCCCGUUCCCCAGAAUCUGACCCAACAGACCAUCGAAACACAUCAGAAAUCAAUGGCUAAAUGUGCGCUAAAAAAGGAGAAAUGGUUUUCGAAAAGCGGUUCUUAUCGCUAUUCAAAAGCCGAAUCCGAGAUUAAAGCGAAGAAAUUGAUUCCAGAAAUGGAAAAACAAUUGCUUUCGGAUCACAAGAAAUGCGAAUCUGAGGCCAAACAGGAGUUCCCGAAACGCGAAGCAAUUGUCGAACAGAUCCAGCUCUACCAGGCCUGUAUGGAUUUUCACAUAACAAAAGUCUGUGGAAUAAAACUCUCAAACAAUUGAAAAAUCAAUUCA
Molecule: messenger RNA, 872 nt
Organism: Oppia nitens
Lineage: Eukaryota; Metazoa; Arthropoda; Arachnida; Sarcoptiformes; Oppiidae
Exons: 5
Coding region: 291-860 (189 amino acids)
Molecular function (GO): odorant binding
Source: RefSeq, a predicted model, not a curated record